Messenger RNA from Penicillium waksmanii, 228 nucleotides. RefSeq names its product ankyrin. NCBI's taxonomy places the organism in Eukaryota, Fungi, Ascomycota, Eurotiomycetes, Eurotiales, Aspergillaceae. The transcript has a single exon. Gene Ontology annotation, molecular function: protein binding. The record is from RefSeq and is a predicted model, not a curated record. Bases 1 to 228 code for a protein of 75 amino acids.
AUGCAGGACAACUCUGAUGGCAGUGCUAUCCAGGCUGCCUCAUCAGAAGGCCACCAAGAGAUUGUAAAACUACUCUUAGACCAGGGAGCAGACAUCAAUAUCCAGGGCAGACACUAUGGCAAUGCUCUCCAGGCCGUCUCACGAGGAGGCCAUCAAGAGAUUGUCAAACUACUCAGAGCACGGACCAGACUUUUUUGCAUUGCUCUCCAGGUUGCCUUAUCAGGAUGA